GAUUCGUCGAUGCGUGAAUGUGGUAGUGGGGACUGAAUGUAUGAGAAGAUGAAGGGAGAAACACAGGCGAGCCGUGGUUAGGGCUCGUAAUGUCAGCGGGACCUCUAAGCAGACCUUGUUGAGCGGAAAAGAGAGAAAAGGCGUGCGUGUGAGGAUGCUUUGACUCUAUCGGCAGUGGAACGAAAGAAAAACAAAGGCGAAUCGACUGUCUCAGACGUCAGCGACAGUGUUUUGUUAUUGUGUGUCACCCGCGUUUGUGCGGUGUGUAAGUACUAACAGGAAUAUACAUUAAAGAUGGUUGAUAAAUCUGAUAAAAUACGAGGCACAUUCUACUCGUGAACUUCAUUUCUAAAUGACAAGAUCGAAAGGAAAUUUAAAUGUGAUGCGACUGUGCGUAGAAAUCCGCUUGCUGAAGAAACGAGUGUCGUUUAAUGUUGUGAUAUUUGGAAUACGAACCACUGCAUUCUUUGAGGACACAAUCUACUAAAGGAAAAAUCAUAAUUACGCGUAAUACUAAUUUGAAAAUUUGUAAUUGGAAAUCACGUUUGACUGGUGUUGGGAAUUCUGAUAAACUCUUAACAUAACAUUAUACCACAUUUGUGAGAUAGUUCUGUGCAUAAGUGUGUUAAAAUUCAAAGUUGUAACCCCUAUCAUUGUUUCUGAAAAUAACAACGCCAGAUGUGAAACACAGCAGGUCGUAAUUAACAAAAUUAAAUUAAAUUUAAAGACCCCCCCCCCCCGGCCCACCCCCUGAGCGUUAUAAAGAAGUAUCCCGCCCUUAAAACCGAAGUUUCAAGAUAUAAUUUCGAGAUACAACAUCACCAGCGUAAAAAUAUUAUGACUUUGGUUAUGGACAGACAUUUCAAUCCGCCGCCCCAAAAUUUCUCUACCCAAACUCAGGAUCCAACAACAACCAGUGACUUGGGGCAUCUUUUGUCGCGGAUGUGCGCUGCGGGUGCCCUAGUGCCAGGAACACAGCCCUAUCUCCCCACAGCCGCCUCGAUCGGCCCGUCCCUUACAGCCUUCCAGUACGCGUUGCUACUACAGCAUCGUUACCAUAGUUACGCGAACAAUGGAUUGCUACAUCACCGAGUAGCCAACAUCUGCGUCUUCCGGCCUUCCGACGAUGUCAACGAUCCUGUCCGGGGGACAGGCGAUGACCGAGGAGGCUUCAGGAGACUCGAAAGGGAUACAGACGGAGUCCUGGCCAAUCCCGAUGACAGACAGGAUUCGGAAUCGACGUCGGGUAUGGACGACGUCGGAGGCGGAGUAAAGCGCCGUCGUUCGCGGACCAACUUCAACAGCUGGCAGCUGGAGGAGCUCGAGCGCGCCUUCCUCGCCAGUCACUACCCGGACGUGUUCAUGCGGGAGGCGCUCGCCAUGAGACUCGACCUCAAGGAGUCGCGAGUCGCGGUGUGGUUCCAGAACCGACGAGCCAAAUGGCGUAAGAAGGAGCACACGAAGAAAGGACCUGGACGCCCGGCACACAACGCUCACCCUCAGACGUGCAGCGGGGAGCCUAUCCCGGAGGAGGAGCUUCUGCGUAAAGAGCGGGAACGCCGCGAGAAAAAGCUCACCAAGUCACUGGAGCGACAGCAGCGCAAACUGGCGGCGAAAGGAAUCGCUGUCGACAUCGCCACCUUGCGGCGAGACUGGGAAGCUAAGCGGGAAAUGACGUCAUCGUCAGGCGCUACCAGAGGCGUCGGUCACGUGUCCGCUGACAGCAGCGUUACCACCGGAAGCCCGGAAAGUCAGCGUCGUCAAACUAACAACGACGACGAUGAUGAUGAUGAUGAUACAGAUAUUGACGUGGAAGAUGAUUCGACAAUGGACAAAAAUAUUUACCACGAAUCAGAAACGCGAUAUCAAGACGAAGUUAAUAUCACAUCGGAUGAGGAAUCGAAUUAUAUCGCUAUAAAUUCCACGCCAUCAGCAAUAGACGCCAAUGACAAACAAAGGAUAGCAACUCUACCGGGAUGUGACGCAAUUACUUAUCGUGACGACUCCAAGCGGAUGGCACAGGAACUAACAUCUGAAGGAAGAAAAUCGCCAAAUGAAACGUCGAGACCUUCCACGACGAAAAGAUCAAACUCGUUCAGCAUAGAAAGUCUUCUUUCUCAUGCGGAAGGGUACACGGACUAAUUUUUGUGUCGGAUAUGAAAAUAUUUUAUAGCAACUUUUAUAAAACGUGUUUUAAUUUCUUCAGUUCUAUUUCACAAGACCCACGCUUCUGAACAAAAACGCAAACUGGUUGGAGAAUAAGUUCCGGGAACGGCUUAAUCCCGCUUACCGUUUGUUAGAAAAUAUAUCAAAAGAUGUCCAGUGGACACGAAUUUAAAAUUUUACGUCUCACUUAACAACUCGUCAACUUUUAACGGGAGUUGAACUCCUCAAAGUCUGCGCAGAAUAGGUUUAGGAUAAUCGUCCCCGGGGCUAUUAACGAGACAGACUAUUUAUGUUUAGAACUAAGGAGUGCAAAGAAUCCUGAAUGAAGCCAGAAUCAGCCAAAGGACUCUGUUUAAACAAAGAGUCCUAUUAGGUGCGUACUAUCUCUUGUGUAGGUCCUUAAAAAAGGCUAUCUGUUUUAACGACUAUUAUUUAGUAUCGAUUAAUAUUUAUCGAAGGAGUAACGUUAAAAGCAAAAAUGUCGUCUUCAUCAAAAUCUUCCGAUGAUUAUUACGUCUUUAAAAAACUUUGAAAUACGAUGGAGAUUUCGCGAGAAUUUUUGGGCACUUGAAAUGCUCCUGUAAAUGCGGACCAAAAGUUUGUUCACAGCGGAUGAUGAAGGCCACAUCUCAGCAAGGGCAGGGCAUGGGCGCGAGGAAGGUGUAGCAUGUACCAUGUCCUCGGCAACAGUCCCGAUUAUCCGACAUAAUCUUGACAGACGGAUGUUCGGAUAAUCGAAAAUAUCAGUUAAUACAGAAGAUUAGUGAAAAAGACGAGGGUAGGCCUAUAUACCAAGUAAAUUCGUAGCCAGAAGAAAGGUCAUUACGGUGUCAAAUGACGAAACGUCGGAUAACCGGGGCUCUGUAUUUUAAUCAAGGUGUAACAAGGGUAAGUUUCCCGUACCAUUCGAAGGGCUACGCGCGGUCGACGUCAAACAAGAUUCCAGGUUGCCUUCAGCCAUCAAGGUCAAGUUGUCUUCGGUUCUGUGCCGCCGAUGGACUUCCGACGGCGUCACAGCAUAGGCAGAAGGCGACGCCAUGCGUCCUGCCCUAGGCCUCACAGGGACCUGACCUUCCAGUGCGAACAAACCACAAGAAAUUGAAGAUGCCGCGAAAAUGAAGGGAAUGAAAUAGGAAAUUAUAUUUUUACGCCGAAAUUUAACACAAUCUUCAUAGUAGUUGAGCAAAAUGUCUUGAACAGAAUAGCUUGAGUUCUAACGCGUGAAAUAUGGUAUUAUAACUACUCAGAAAUCUAAUCCUUGUAGAAUAUUUUUUUAAUUAUCGUUCUAUAUUUCCUUGCCUUUAAAAACUUUGGUUCCCAUAAUUUCACCAAUGGGUGUACAGAAAUUUAUACAAAAUAUCCGCUUACGUCUAACGCCACAACCUUGAAUCUGUUUCUCGCUGUAACUUUCAUCUUACUUCUUCAAAACCCAAAUUAAAUAGAUUUUUAUCAAUUAUGUACUCAAAGUUAUUCAACAUCCUACUCUUAAGGUUGACUGCAAAAACACACUAAAUUAUCUGAGGAAAACUAUUGUGGAUUUCCACCAAACAUAUCACCGACUGAUUAGAUAUUAUGCAUUUGUCAGACAGUGGACAAAAUGCAGUGUACAAUGGGACUCUAGGUCAUUAUAUAUAUAUUUACGAGUGUCAAGGAAGACUAUUUUUCAGCGAGGAGAAACACCAAAUACUACAAAACAUUCUCAUUGAAUUCAUUGUAAGUUUCCUCAUAGAACGUGACGAGCUAAUUAAAAUGUGUUUAAAAUAACGUAUAAUAAAGUCCGUUUAGAGAGCA
Molecule: messenger RNA, 3957 nt
Organism: Zootermopsis nevadensis
Lineage: Eukaryota; Metazoa; Arthropoda; Insecta; Blattodea; Termopsidae
Biological process (GO): regulation of DNA-templated transcription
Molecular function (GO): DNA-binding transcription factor activity, RNA polymerase II-specific; sequence-specific double-stranded DNA binding
Source: RefSeq, a predicted model, not a curated record